This is a messenger RNA of Paramisgurnus dabryanus, 2907 nucleotides long. It is a transcript of the gene mmp11b, whose product is annotated as matrix metallopeptidase 11b. The record is from RefSeq and is a predicted model, not a curated record. Gene Ontology annotation, molecular function: zinc ion binding; metalloendopeptidase activity. Lineage: Eukaryota; Metazoa; Chordata; Actinopteri; Cypriniformes; Cobitidae. Gene Ontology annotation, biological process: collagen catabolic process; proteolysis; extracellular matrix organization. Gene Ontology annotation, cellular component: extracellular matrix.
UGAAGAAAACAAAGACAUCAGAGAGUAUAAAAUCCCUCGGGUAGUCUGCACUCAGUCACGGCGAAGCUCGACAGACACGCGCACGCUCUCUUCCCUCGCGCUCGUGUUUUAAAGUUCCUCGCGCGCAGGUGCUGUGUGGGGCUCGGAGUCUGUGGAUGAUGCGGUCCGCACAAAUUCUCACUGCAGUCUUGUACUGCCUAGUGUGCGUUUACUCUCUACCGGUGCCAGAAGUAAAAAACAGCCACAGGUAUAAAGAUGCGGACUGGCCUCAGAAGACCCAUCGCCAGGGCUUUAAAAAGAGGGGCCGACUUCAUCAUGUUCAGGACACGCUGGGUGAAGACUUUGGGAAUAAGAGAAUCAAGCCACACUUGACGCUACCCAAAAAUGGUACGGACUGGAACAGACCGCGUUGUGGAGUCCCAGACUACCCCUCGCAGAAGGAAGGGAACUCCUUUCACUACUCAACCCACAAAGGAGGCUUGCUUGAAGGUCGUCAUCGUCGAAAACGCUUUGUUUUGUUUGGAGGACGAUGGGAUAAAACAGACCUCACGUACAAGAUCAUGCGCACGCCUUGGCAGAUGAGCGUCGAGAAAGUCGGACGUGUGCUGCAGGAGGCCAUGCGGGUCUGGAGCGACGUCACACCGUUGACCUUUACCGAAGUCACCAGCGGUCGGGCGGAUAUCAUGAUCGACUUCAACAGAUACUGGCAUGGAGACAACCUUCCUUUCGAUGGCCCAGGAGGAAUUCUGGCCCACGCGUUCUUUCCCAGAACAUAUCGAGAGGGAGACAUCCACUUUGACUAUGAUGAGUCUUGGACAGUGGGCAACAGCAUGGGUACUGACCUCCUUCAGGUUGCUGCUCAUGAGAUCGGUCAUGUUUUAGGACUGCAGCACUCUAUGGAACCAGGAGCUGUGAUGUCACCUUUCUACUCCUUCUCAUACCCACUCCAGCUGAGUGAAGAUGACAAGCGGGGCAUACAGUCCCUAUACGGCGCCAAACAUACGGAUGAGAACGUAGAGAAAAAUGAGCCACCGCCUGAAAUCCCAGAAACCAACGAGAUUGAAAUCACAAUACCUGAUGCUUGCCAAACAGAUUUCGAUGCAGUAUCUAUGAUCCGAGGUGAGCUGUUUUUCUUCAAGUCGGGUUACGUAUGGCGGAUCCGUGAUGGUAAACUCCAGGCUGGAUAUCCUGCGCUGGCAUCCAGGCACUGGAGAGGAAUCCCAGAUAAAAUUGAUGCUGCUUUUGAGGACAGAUCUGGAAAUAUCUGGUUCUUCCAAGGGGAGAGUUACUGGGUGUUUGACGGGGAGCGGCAGAUCACUGGGCCGGACUCUGUACAGCGUCUUGGUUUUACCGUGACCGAUAUCCAGGCAGCCCUCAUGUGGGGUGAAGACAAGGCACAGAAGAUCUAUCUCUUUAAAUCAGGCAACUAUUGGCGUUUCAACCUGCUGGAAAACCGUGUAGAUAUGACCCACGCUCGCAGCAUGAGGGACUGGAGAGGCAUACCGAAUGACAUAGAUGCCGCUUUCCAAGACCGUUAUGGCUUUGCACACUUCUUGAGAGGAAACCAGUACUGGAAAUUUGAUCCAGUCGAAGUGAAAGUACUGGAAGGUUAUCCCCGUUUCACUGGCAUGGAUUUCUUCGGUUGCUCCGCAGCCUUGUAUCGAUAACUUGGCAUAAUCCUAAAUUCAUCACUGAUUUCUCCUGCUCUUUUUAAUACAUCUAAUUCCCCCUGCAGUCACACAUGAUUAACACUGAACCAAAUAAGGUCUAUUAGGUUUAGAAAUGUUCAGGUAGAGUGUCAGACAUAUUUGACAAUCGGAUUUUGCUGACAGUUCGAGCAGGUACCGUGUAUCUGCCCCAUUUGUAUAACCCAAGGUGCUAUUUCAUGUUUACCAUGCCACUUUUCUGUGACUGAAACAUGAAAUGAAUUGUUGAUGGAUGUCUCAUUUAAAUAUUUGCAUCUUCCCAAAUGACUCUUCUCUCUCAGGAAAUGCAGGAAACUCUGGUUUUACAUAUUUUAUGUGUAGUUGAUUAUUUAUUGUGUGUAUAUUUUGUUGGCAGUAUUGAUAGUGUUAGGAAAGUGUAACAGCCAUUCUUAUUGAGUAGUACUCCAAAUUUUGCUGUUAUAUAAAUGACAGUGAUUUUAAAGAAUCAAAGGACUGUUCUGGUUUCCAAAAGUGUCAAGAGCAUUUGGAAAAUAAUUUUGGCCACAUUCAAUAUCCACAUUUCUUUUCAUAUCAGCAGUUUUAGUUUGUGAGCACUUUUGGUACAAAUAUAGAUGCUAAGAAAGAGAACAUACUUCAUGUACAUUAUAGUAUUCUUAACAUAACAAUUCAUUGCUGAGUUAUUCAUUGCAGUCACCAACAAGGAUAAACCACACUGGUGUUUAGGUCACUGCUGACAUUAUGUGGGUUUUGUUGUUUCAUAGUUGUUCAUGAAGCCUCUUAUGUAGCAAUAAAGGUCAUAAGUUCUCAGACUGCCAUUUAUUUUGGACAUUCUAAAGCUGAAUUUGAUUUGUGGAAACAUUGAAGUGAUUUAAAACUACAACUCAUGAUGAACUUUGAACAUUAGGAUUAAUUUAUAUAAGAAGUCUGAAAGACCUGUUCAUGAAUAUUCAUAAUGUGUAUGUAACAGUGCAGGUCACUGAUGCAAUUGUUUGAGUCUCUUACCAUAUCAUGUUGAAUCAUUACAAUAAACUUUCUGCAUUGUGGGGAUAUUGAGGUAAAGAAUCAUUUUGGUUCUCACAAAGCACUGGUAAUUUGCUUUUAAUUCACUGUUUUAUAUAUAUGUGUGUCAUGUAACCAGUUGUUUUUCAUGUUAUUGUUUUUAAUGAUUCAUUUACUGUGUAAAUUUUUUGUUAAAAUAAUUUUGUUAUAUUUUCAGCUCCAAUAAAAGCGUCUCUUUGUU